AUGCCUCCUACAACAUCCAGCCUUUUGCAGUCUCUGCCGGAUUCGACAAACUACAACUUCUCGCUCAAGUUGAACGAUGAUGUGGUGGCCAAACUGCGAAGUGCAAAAGACAAACCGAGGCUUUGUGUUAAAAACGGAGAGAUAACAGAUCAGAUAUCUGUCCCCUUGGGCAGACUGAACACGAAGCUCACCAUCAAUGCCGAUAACAAAUUGGAUAAAAGCAUACAGAAACUGCACAGCGAAAACAAGAAACUGGCAAAGCUCAAGGAAAUAACCAAGAUUGGAAGGUUGGGAUCCCCAACGAGUCCAAAUAUGACUGUGGCGGAUCAGCGGAGUGAAAACCUGAGUCACAAGUUGGACAACCUGAAGGAUCUCGAGACGAUCCAACUUUUGAACUCGGAGAACAUCGCCAAGUCUGAUUUACCAGUCGGUGUCAAUAGCAACGUGUAUACCAAGGCCAAAGACACACUGGAACUUAACCUGGACUAUGCCAAGUUCGUGGAUGUUCCGUCGCCACAUCUGCAAUCUUUAUUCGAUAAGGCCGGGUAUGGGGAAAGCCAUCCGUUCAGACUGCGCGUUUUCUGCACAAAGCCCGUAUCUUACGAGCCCGUUGUGUCGGACUCGUCUGAUAAUGACGAUAUCAUUCCAGGAAAGAAACGGAAGAUAUCGGAUAUCUCAGCUUCCUCCUCAUCCAACAUGUCACUAGUUUCGCGGUCUGAAUCAAGCCAAUCUUCGUUCGACGAGAUGUCCGAGGAGGAAACGAUACCUACGAAAAAAUUAAAGCCGGAUAAACUGAUAGAGAAGUUUGAAUCCGAGUACAGAGUCUACAAAGCACUCUACUCCAAGCUGUCCAAGGCACCCAAGUUAGACUCAGCCUCAGCUGAGCGUUUCGUCAAAAUGCACAACGAGUUGUCGCAGCUGAAAUAUCAGUUGUGGAAUCAUAAAGCUCUGUGA
Messenger RNA from Kuraishia capsulata CBS 1993, 954 nucleotides. RefSeq lists its product as uncharacterized. The transcript has 2 exons. Lineage: Eukaryota; Fungi; Ascomycota; Pichiomycetes; Pichiales; Pichiaceae. The coding region runs from base 1 to 954 and encodes 317 amino acids. The record is from RefSeq and is a predicted model, not a curated record.